GAAAACAUCAGUCCACAUACAUCUGUUGGCAGCAGAACUCCAGGCAGGGUGUGGAUGGUUGUGUUCGGGUGGAGAAGCCAGAUAGAGGGUGAGGAUGCAGUUAAGUGUCCAAGUGUCCGGGGCUGAGGGAAGAGACUAGGGUGAGAGUUCUCCUUAGAUAAGAUUUCAAUAUGUUGAUCAUCCAUAGAAGAACAAUUUAAGAGAGGAUUUUCAAAAAAUUCAAAUAUAACACUACAACUUCUGCCACUGAACCAGAGCUUGUAGAAACUGCCUUAAUCAUAUCUUGGAGUGUGAAAGAAAGAGGUGCUUAACCUGAAUUCGUCACCUGAAUAAGAAAAAUGCGCUGUGAGCGAAACCGUGGGCUCAUCGCUGGGGCUGUCAUCGGUGCCAUUCUGGCUGUGUGUGGAGGUAUCUUAAAGCCAAUUGGAUACAGGAAUCUUGAGAACACAAUUAAAAAGGAAGUUGUCCUUGAAGAAGGUACACUGGCUUUUAAAAAUUGGGAUAAAGCAGGCACAGAAAUUUAUAGACAGUUGUGGAUAUUUGAUGUGCAAAAUCCACAGGAAGUGAUGGUGAAAAGCAGCAACAUUAAAGUGAAGCAAAGAGGUCCUUACACGUACAGAGUUCAUUACCUACCCAAGGAAAACAUAAUCCAGAACCCUGAGGACCACACAGUCUCUUAUGUGAAGCUCAAUGGUGCCAUCUUUGAACCUUCACUGUCAGUGGGAACAGAGAACGACACCUUCACAGUUCUCAAUCUGGCUGUAGCCGUUGCCCCUUAUAUCUAUCAAGAUGCCUCUGUUCAAGAGUCACUCAAUUCACUUAUCAAAGAGUCAAACUCUUCCAUGUUCCAAACCAGAACUUUAAAAGAAAUACUAUGGGGCUAUAAGGAUCCAUUUUUUAGUUUGAUUCCAAACCCUGUUUCUACCACACUUGGUGUGUAUUAUCCUUACAACAACACCGUAGAUGGAGUUUAUAAAGUUUUCAAUGGAAAAGAUAACAUAAGCAAAGUUGCCAUAAUUGACACUUUUAAUGGUAAAAAGAAUCUCCCCUAUUGGCGAAGUUAUUGUAGCAUGAUUAACGGUACAGAUGGAGCCUCAUUUCCACCAUUUAUUGAGAAGUCCCGGGUAUUGUAUAUCUUUUCCUCUGCCCUUUGCAGGUCCUUCUAUGUUGUAUUUGAAUCUGACGUUGAUCUGAAAGGAAUCCCUGUGUAUAGAUUCAUUCCUCCAUCCAAGACCUUUGCAUCUCCCACUGAAAACCCAGACAACCAUUGCUUCUACAAUAUCUCAAAUAAUUCUGCAUUUUAUGGUAUCCUAGAUGUCAGCCAAUGCAGAGGAAUACCUGUGUACAUUUCACGUCCCCAUUUUCUACAUGCAAGUCCUGAUGUUUCAGAACCUAUUGAAGGCUUAAAUCCAAAUGAAGAAGAACAUGGGACAUACUUGGAUGUUGAACCUAUAACUGGAUUCACUUUACGAUUUUCGAAACGGAUGCAGGUCAACAUACUGGUCAAGCCAGUACAAACAAUUGAAGCACUAAAGGGUCUGAAGAAGAACUAUGUUGUGCCUAUUUUCUGGCUUAAUGAGACUGGGACCAUUGGUGAUGAGAAGGCAGAAAUGUUCAAACAUCAAGUGACUGGAAAAAUCAAGCUCCUUAGCCUUUUACAAAUAAGCUUUGUCAGUAUUGGUGUGAUGAUGUUUGGUGCUUUUAUUUUAUGUUAUGUAUGCAGAUAA
Lemur catta (Ring-tailed lemur) is the source of this 1727-nucleotide messenger RNA. Its product is annotated as platelet glycoprotein 4-like. Gene Ontology annotation, biological process: lipid storage; amyloid-beta clearance by cellular catabolic process; low-density lipoprotein particle clearance. Gene Ontology annotation, molecular function: scavenger receptor activity; low-density lipoprotein particle binding; low-density lipoprotein particle receptor activity. NCBI's taxonomy places the organism in Eukaryota, Metazoa, Chordata, Mammalia, Primates, Lemuridae. The coding region runs from base 339 to 1727 and encodes 462 amino acids. The transcript is spliced from 13 exons. Gene Ontology annotation, cellular component: caveola; cytoplasm; cell surface. The record is from RefSeq and is a predicted model, not a curated record.